Danaus plexippus (monarch butterfly) is the source of this 1299-nucleotide messenger RNA. RefSeq lists its product as uncharacterized. Bases 570 to 902 code for a protein of 110 amino acids. Lineage: Eukaryota; Metazoa; Arthropoda; Insecta; Lepidoptera; Nymphalidae. The record is from RefSeq and is a predicted model, not a curated record. The transcript is spliced from 2 exons.
AAUUCCGUAUUUAUAAUUCGUUUAGAAAUUUAGACGUGCUUAACAAAUCUGUAAAAAACUUUAAAGUACUUUAUCAUAUAAUCACAGAAAUAGAUUUUAUUAAUUUGCCACGUAUCAAAAUGAAAGUUUUAAUAAAACCGCAGCAGUCUUUCUGUUGAUAACAAUCCCAGAUCCAGAUAGCUCAUUAUUAAUUUAUAAUCGUGUACGAGUCGCGAGACGAAGUACAAGGUGAGAGUGUAAAUAUUAGCUCGCCUCGCCUCUCGUCUCGCGCCUCGCAGCGGUCGCGUCCGGAGCGGUAAUUUGGGCAUGAAUCAAAGGACCUUGCAACAAACGCGAGCGUGGUGUUUACAUUCGCGCUCUCGCUUCAUUAAAUUUUUCAACCUUAUGACGUGCAGAUCAAUCAAUAUGGUGUGGUCCAUAAAAGAAAUAUUCCAGUUUUUGGAACUAUUCCAAAAAAGAACCAAUCAUUUGGGAUUCCAAAAACAAAUUCCAUAAAAAUAACUAGAAAGCGAACGAUGCAUGGCCAAGGUUAAGCGAAGAAAUGUGCAGACCAGUACUUAUUACUAAUUAUGUCAUGGCAACCUUUCGUCAGCAUCUGCGGCGCCAAAAAAUCAUUAAAAUCCGGUGCAGGAGAAGAUGAUGUUUAUAAGCCAGUGUGGCUGUACUACGAUGCCAUAGAAACAUUUUUGGCACCUGUUUAUAAGUGUCAUGUCACUAUCAACACCGAAGAAGGACUGAUAUCACCAGUUCUACCCAAUGUUGACGAUGAAACACACAAUGAUAACGAGCUUAUCAAUGACCAGCAUGAUGAACAGAAUAGCGAGAAACAGAAACCGGCUAACAAUAAAAAACUUUUAAAUCACCUAUCAAAAGAAAGCAAACCCGUGAAGAUUGUGAAAUAGAUAUUCACAAGAACAUAAAAGACAUGGUAUCUAAUUUAAAUAACAUGUUAUUAAACAGGAAGGAAAACGAUGAGUGCGACUUGUACGCGCAGUUAUUUUCAACAAGAUUGAGAGAAUAUUCAACACAAGAACGGCGUCAGAUUAUGCAUGGCAUUGAUGUCCUACUUACUAUUAUAACUAACCAUUAUUCAUUGAAAUCACACAAGUAGUAACUUUCAAUAAGUUUUCAAUUUGAACAAAAUUGUAUCUCUAUGCAUUAUUUCAUGACUUUAGCUUAUUGUUAUAAAACCUACUCUAAGACAUGAAACAAUGAGUUUAUUAUUAAUAAUAAUAAUAGAGCCAUUUAUUCUGAAUUAACAAUUAGAGAUAUUACAAAUAAACUAUUAUAACUAUAAAA